AUGCCUGCGAAACUAUCUACGGUCUGUUAUGUUCAUGAAUCUAGGGAACAUCUAACCCAGGAUUUUACUAUAAAGGAUAUCACUGCCGUAUCUAGAUUGGAUGAUCAAGAUCCAACCAAAGUUCUCUACUUAAGAAUUAAAGCCUUUAUCCCCUCAGACAACACCUUCGAGACUCAAAUAGAAGAUUUUGAGACUGGCGACAUUAUUUUUUUAAAGGGAAAAAAACAUAGGGAUAAGGAACCUCGCGAAUUCUGGGUAGAGGUGUUCCAUGAUCCUAAUUUGAGGUACCUCGAGAACAAAACGAAUUCAAUAAAUCAAACCAUGAGGUCAACAACUGUGAUGUUGGUAGGCGUGAUUUUCUAUGUUCCCCCAGUCAUCGACGAAGUAUCGCAGGAGGAAACCAUUCCCGGCAAACACGCCUUGAAACUAGAGGACAUUUCAUUAAUCUCGAAUAAUCGAAACAAUAACUCCAACCAAACCCUGAACGUACCAUGGCUCAACUCGCAGUCAAGCAGCAGAUCGUCUCGUACUCCCCGAGGAGCCACACCCAGAUCCCCAAGAAGAGGUCGGGUGACUUUAGCUCAAAUGAAUCCUACGAGAAAUCAGUCUCUCGCAUCAGCCCUUCAAGCGAAUCCUAUUCCGUCAAUGAAUUUAAACACGGAUGAAACGACUGAAAUGGAUCCUCCGCAAGAAAAUCAGGAAGAAUGA
Messenger RNA from Rhizophagus irregularis DAOM 181602=DAOM 197198, 708 nucleotides. NCBI's taxonomy places the organism in Eukaryota, Fungi, Glomeromycota, Glomeromycetes, Glomerales, Glomeraceae. The record is from RefSeq and is a predicted model, not a curated record.